Salvelinus namaycush (lake trout) is the source of this 2889-nucleotide messenger RNA. Its product is annotated as dynein, cytoplasmic 1, intermediate chain 2a-like. The coding region runs from base 137 to 1963 and encodes 608 amino acids. Gene Ontology annotation, molecular function: dynein light chain binding; dynein heavy chain binding. The transcript is spliced from 16 exons. Gene Ontology annotation, cellular component: cytoplasmic dynein complex. Gene Ontology annotation, biological process: transport along microtubule. The record is from RefSeq and is a predicted model, not a curated record. Lineage: Eukaryota; Metazoa; Chordata; Actinopteri; Salmoniformes; Salmonidae.
CGGCUGCGGAUAUCAAUCUAGAUGUCCCUCUUCGGCAUUCGUAAUUCCGCAUUGGUUGCGUUGGCAAGUUUAGGAAAGGAUCCUGGGUUCCUGAUUCAAGCGAUUGGAAAGCCGAGGAGAAACCAGUGUUGGCAUCAUGUCAGACAAAAGCGAGCUAAAAGCAGAGCUUGAAAGGAAGAAGCAACGCCUGGCUCAGAUCAGGGAGGAGAAAAAAAGGAAGGAAGAUGAGCGCAAAAAGAAAGAGGCUGACCCGAAGAAAGAUGCCGCCCCACUGGAUGACUCGGACUUGGAGAAAAAGAGACGUGAGACAGAUGCCCUUCUGCAGAGCAUGGGCAUCACGUCAGCUGAUGUUCCUGUUGUCCCUCCUCCCAUGUCUCCAACCUGCAAAUCCGUGGGCACACCAAGCGAGGCAGGGAGCCAAGACUCAGGCGAUGGCGCCGUGGGACCCAGGCGUGGACCUCUGAAGAUGGGCAUGGCCAAGAUCACCCAUGUUGACUUCCCUCCAAAAGAGAUGGUGUCGUACACCAAGGAGACCCAGACACCUGUGAUGACCCAGCAGAAAGAAGAGGAAGAAGAAGAGGAGGAAGUUGCUCCACCACAACUAGUGCCUGAGGCCCGAACAGAGAAACCUGUCCAGAAAGAGGAGGAGGAAGCACCUCCACAAGAGCUGACCGAGGAGGAGAAGCUGCAGAUCCUCCACUCUGAGCAGUUCAUAACCUUCUUUGACCACAGCACCCGCAUCGUGGAGCGGGCCCUGUCCGAACAUGUGGACGUCUUCUUCGACUACAGUGGUCGCGAGAUGGAGGAGAAGGAGGGUGAGAUCCAGGCGGGGACCAAGCUGUUUCUGAACAGGCAGUUUAUGGACGAGCGCUGGUCCAAGCACCGUGUGGUCACCUGUCUGGACUGGUCCGCUCAGUAUCCUGAGCUGCUGGUUGCCUCAUACAACAACAACGAGGAAGCCCCCCACGAGCCGGACGGGGUGGCCCUGGUCUGGAACAUGAAGUACAAGAAGAACACGCCGGAGUACGUCUUCCACUGCCAGUCUGCAGUGAUGUCGGCCGCCUUUGCCAAGUUCCACCCUAACCUGGUGGUGGGGGGCACCUACUCAGGGCAGAUCGUUCUGUGGGACAACCGGAGCAACAAGAGGACCCCCAUACAGAGGACCCCCCUGUCAGCAGCAGCACACACGCACCCAGUGUACUGUGUGAACGUGCUGGGCACCCAGAACGCCAACAACCUCAUCAGCAUCUCUACCGACGGCAAGAUGUGUUCCUGGAGCCUGGACAUGCUGUCUCAGCCGCAGGACAGCCUGGAGCUGGUGUUGAAGCAGUCGAAGGCCGUCGCUGUCACCUCCAUGUCUUUCCCCCUCGGAGAUGUCAACAACUUUGCGGUGGGGAGUGAGGACGGUUCCGUCUACAUGGCGUGUCGUCAUGGAAGUAAAGCAGGGAUCAGUGAGAUGUUUGAGGGCCACCACGGGCCUAUCACGGGGAUAGACUGUCACACAGCGACCGGGCCCAUCGACUUUUCCCACCUGUUUGUCACCUCCUCCUUCGACUGGACCGUCAAGCUGUGGAGCACUAAGAACAACAAGCCGCUGUACUCGUUCGAGGACAACUCGGAUUACGUCUACGACGUCAUGUGGUCUCCCACUCACCCGGCGCUGUUUGCGUGUGUGGAUGGAGUGGGCCAUCUUGACCUGUGGAACCUGAACAACGACACUGAGGUUCCUACAGCCAGUACCACAGUGGAGGGGAACCCAGCCCUGAACCGCGUGCGAUGGGCCCAUUCCGGCAAAGAGAUUGCCGUGGGAGACUCUGAUGGACAGAUUCUGGUCUAUGAUGUUGGAGAGCAAAUCGCCGUUCCACGCAACGACGAGUGGACCCGUUUCGUCCGAACCCUGGCGGAGAUCAACGAGAACCGGGACGACGCAGAGGAGCUGGCCGCUCAGCGCCUCUCUGCCUGAUCACCAUGGAAACUCCAGUCUAGGGACCAGCGAAAGGCUUCAUAAUGUCAGCCUUGUUUUGAUUGGAGGAAAAGAUGCGAUUGCGACAGUGUUCAGGCGUGUGGACAUCUUAUCUUUGGAAACAUUGUAGUCAGAUUUAAUACACAUAGCUACUUAACUGGGAUACUUCUGCCUUCUGCGGGUUUAAGCACACCAGUCUCCGAUGGGAUAACUAACAGGGCUAUCUAUCAACCUCAGACACUACAAGAAACAAAGCCAUCUUCUUACUCUGCAAUACAAAUCAGUUGAACUCUUUUUCAAAUACUCAAAAACCAGAAUGCCUUAAAGGUACCAUGUCAACUCCACACAGAGAUGUCUGAAUCCAUACGGUAGUGUUGUGGGUUUAGCUUCAGUUUCACAGGCCACUCAACUUGUUUGUGGUUACACCACCUUGAGCAUGUGUUUGCUGUCCUCAUGACUGAUGUUUGCUGUUCACCAUCUGUGCUUAGAUGCCCGUGUCCACUUCAACUGCAGUAGACCCAUCACGUCAUUACUACACACAGGAAUGUAGUGGUCUCAUCAUACAUCAGCCAGUGUUUUUAUAUGUUCUUUUAACCUAGAUGCACAAAAUCUCCACUUGUUUUUGUAAUAUAUGGAAAAAUGUAACCUUCAACUUGACUAUUGCUCUUAAACUAAAUUUGACACUUAAGAUAUCAGAAUCUUUAGAAGUUUGAUCGAGGGAGAACUACCUGAAGAUAUUAUGCUGUAUUGGAAAAUUGCUUAAUGUGCAGUAUGAAUUCAGUAUCCAUACUUUAUGGCGUGACCUAGAUAUUACAGAGAAUGUCUCCCACAUAUGCUCUCAUGAAUCUCAAUGUACUUUUUUCACAAUUUCAAAUUAUACCAUUUUGAUUUAUUUCAACAAAAUACAAUAAAUACAUUUAAAUGAU